Corythoichthys intestinalis (scribbled pipefish) is the source of this 1509-nucleotide messenger RNA. Its product is annotated as zinc finger protein 813-like. The transcript is spliced from 4 exons. Gene Ontology annotation, biological process: regulation of transcription by RNA polymerase II. The record is from RefSeq and is a predicted model, not a curated record. NCBI's taxonomy places the organism in Eukaryota, Metazoa, Chordata, Actinopteri, Syngnathiformes, Syngnathidae. Gene Ontology annotation, molecular function: RNA polymerase II cis-regulatory region sequence-specific DNA binding; DNA-binding transcription factor activity, RNA polymerase II-specific. The coding region runs from base 230 to 1384 and encodes 384 amino acids.
ACAUGACCUGAACGUGUCGAAUUUCGUCAAAUGGUUUGUGCUGCGUUCACGUACAACUCGGAAAGGGCGAUAUCCACUUCCCAAAGUGCAUUGCGGGCCCGCAGCUAGCAGCUAGCCGUGCUCCAUCCUACACUGUCCGCUCGCUCGCUCGCGGAUCUGCUUUCAACAAAUACAUGCCUGACGGGGCGAGGUGGAAGCGUCUAAGUACUUGCGCCCGUUCCGCGUCGAGAUGAUGUGCGACACCACCAACAGAAGCUUUCGAAUGCAGCUGGCGGCCAUCCUGGAGAAGCUCACCAAGACGGCCCUGGUGGAGAUCGGAAACCUAGCGGACGAGUGCUCCUCGGUCCUGCUGGGCGAGAUCUCCCUGCACAAGAGCGAAAACGAGGCCUUGAAGAAAAGGUGCUACUCCCUGGAGGUGCAGCUCAGGGCCGCCCGGGAGGCUCACUACUACCCGGGACACGUCAACAGCGUCGGCCGGAGAAAUCCCGAAGGUCAAGAUGCCCAGAAAGCCGAGCAUCAGCAGCAACAGGCAGCCUCUCUCGCCAUCGAUGGCGUAUUCGGGAAGGAUUGGUGCAUGGAUCUGUGGAGGGAAGACAAAAGAUCGGCCGCUCAAAGGAAAGCGGUAGCAGAGCCCGUCGCCAUGUCCACCAUGGGGACGCAGGUGUUAGAUAUAAUGGACGCGGAACCCGAUCUGAUCUUCGUCAAGGAGGAAGCCUAUGAGGAGCAUCCGCUUGGGCAGAGAAUGAGAAUGACGGAAAACAGGAAAGAUAUAGGGCUGCUGGACGGCGAUCUCCAUAGUUCCGUCAACGAUCUCCAGCUCCAGUCGGGGGAUCUGAGCAGCUUCCCCUUGAUGUCGGACGCCCAAUCCCAUCGCACGCAACCCAACAUCAUGGACAAACUGAUCGAGGACGCCGCUCUGAGCACGCUGCUGGACGCCUCGCCCGUCCCCGCCAACUCCGCCGACUACGCCAACUACACCGUCCAAGGGAGCGUCGGCAAAGAGCCGUCCGCGGUCCCCGCCAAAAGCGUCCGCCCCACCAAACACUUCCAGUGUCUCUUCUGCGGCAAAGUCUUCAACUACCUGAGCAGCCUAAAAGUGCACGUGAGACGACACUCGGGCGAGAAGCCGUUCAGCUGCACUGUGUGCGGCAAACGCUUCGCCCAGAAGACGUACCUCAAGCUGCACCAGCGCGUGCAUUCCGGGGAGAAACCGUACAGCUGCCCCAAUUGCGGGCGCAGCUUCUCUCAGAAAAGCUCGCUCAACAUUCACUUUCGGACGCACACCGGCGAGAAGCCGUACAGCUGCGUCGAUUGCGGGAAAUGUUACGCUUACAAGUACGGCUUGAACCACCACCAGUGUUUCAACCACAUGAAGAGCAUCUAAAUGGAAAAUUCUUCCGGGCUUUUAAGUGCCAACACGUUAGCUGUUGCUAAGGAGUAUUGGGGCAAGAGUUUAAAUACUACAAAAUUUUCAUCUUUCUGCUGUGAAUUGGAAUGAGUUUAUCACUA